Cercocebus atys (sooty mangabey) is the source of this 939-nucleotide messenger RNA. RefSeq names its product olfactory receptor 5W2-like. Gene Ontology annotation, cellular component: membrane. The record is from RefSeq and is a predicted model, not a curated record. Bases 1 to 939 code for a protein of 312 amino acids. Gene Ontology annotation, biological process: sensory perception of smell; G protein-coupled receptor signaling pathway. Gene Ontology annotation, molecular function: olfactory receptor activity; odorant binding; G protein-coupled receptor activity. Lineage: Eukaryota; Metazoa; Chordata; Mammalia; Primates; Cercopithecidae. The transcript has a single exon.
AUGACCCUUAAGAACUGCACUGUGUUUACUGACUUUGUAUUCUUAGGACUUUCAGGUACACAGGGUAUGCAGCAGGGUCUCUUCGUGCUUUUCUUCCUGAUUUAUGGCGUAACUGUGAUUGCCAAUCUAGGGAUGAUCUUUUUGAUCAAGAUGGAUCUCAGACUUCACACACCCAUGUACUAUUUCCUGAGCAAUUUGUCAUUCUGUGAUGUCUGCUACUCUUCCACUGUCUCUCCCAAGAUGCUGGCUGAUUUCUUAUCGGACCAAAAGUGGAUUCCAUAUAAUUUAUGUGCCGUUCAGAUGUAUUUAUUUGGAGUCUUUGCAGAUGUGGAAUGUCUCAUGUUGGCUGUCAUGGCUUAUGAUCGUUAUGUUGCCAUCUGCAAUCCACUUCUUUAUACGAUCACUAUGUCCAGGAGUAUCUGCACCCAGCUAGUGGCUCUUGCCUAUGUUGUAGGUUUGGUGGAUUCUGCAAUCCACACCUGCUGUACAUUCGGGUUGUCAUUCUGCAAUUCUAAUGUUAUCAAUCACUUUUUCUGUGACAUCCCACCAUUGCUAGCCCUCUCCUACUCGGACACAUUCAUUAAUGAGAUAGUGAUGUUCACAUUCAUCGGCUGUAUUGUGGGGUGCAGCAUUGUCACUGUCUUCCUCUCCUACAGCUACAUCAUAAUUACCAUCCUUAAAAUGAGCUCACCUGAGGGCAGACAGAAAGCCUUUUCUACCUGCACCUCCCACUUGAUGGCUGUGGCUGUAUUUCAUGGCACACUCCUGUUCAUGUAUUUCCGACCCAGUUCAAGUUACUCAAUGGAAACAGACAAAAUGGCCUCUGUUUUCUACACAGUUGUCAUACCUAUGUUAAAUCCUCUGAUCUACAGCUUAAGGAAUAGGGAUGUGAAAGGUGCUCUGAAAAAAGCAAUGAACACUAAAUUAUGUUCUGUAUGA